AUGCGGGGCUGGCUGCUGCUGGCGGCGCUGGGCUGGCUGCUGCCGGCGGGGGCCGCGGCCAGCGGCGAGUACUGCCACGGCUGGCUGGACGGGCAGGGCGGCUGGCGGGACGGCUUCCAGUGCCCCGAGCGCUUCGACGGCGGCGACGCCACCAUCUGCUGCGGCAGCUGCGCCCUCCGGUACUGCUGCUCCAGCGCCGAGGCGCGCCUGGACCAGGGCGCCUGCGACAACGACCGGCGGCAGGGCGGCGGCGAGCCCGGCCGCCCCGGGAUGGAUGGCCCCGGGGGUGUCUCCGUGCCCAUCUACGUGCCGUUCCUUAUCGUGGGAUCUGUGUUUGUCGCCUUCAUCAUCUUGGGGUCACUGGUGGCAGCUUGCUGCUGCAGAUGCCUGCGGCCCAAGCAGGAGCCCCAGCAGAGUCGAGCCCCUGCGGGCACCCGCCUGAUGGAGACGAUCCCCAUGAUCCCAAGUGCCAGCACCUCCCGGGGCUCCUCCUCCCGCCAGUCGAGCACGGCUGCCAGCUCCAGCUCCAGCGCCAACUCGGGGGCCAGAGCUCCGCCAACGAGGUCCCAGACCAACUGCUGCUUGUCAGAAGGGACCAUGAAUAAUGUCUAUGUCAACAUGCCCACGAACUUCUCGGUGCUGAACUGCCAGCAGGCCACGCAGAUCGUGCCGCACCAGGGCCAGUACCUGCACCCGCAGUACGUGGGCUACGCCGUGCAGCACGACUCGAUGCCGCUGACCCCGGUGCCCCCCUUCCUGGACGGCCUGCAGAGCGGCUACAGGCAGAUCCAGUCCCCCUUCCCACACACCAACAGCGAGCAGAAGAUGUACCCGGCUGUGACUGUGUAGCGCUGACGCCUUCCCCUCCCCAUCCCCACCCGGCCGCUUUUAAUAUCUGAACUGAACGGAGGAGAAAUACUUCCUUGGAACAAAGCUCCCAGAACACCACUUGUAAAUAAUUUUGAAAGGCUCAUGCAUGUCAGACAGUGUUUAUAAACCAUUUAUUUUCGUCGGGGUCUGUUGCCAGGAACUGUAAGGAUGAUAUCUCGGAAUUAACGUUGCCAGAUACGCUCUCAUUCCAGCGCGUGAUUUAUGGCGGCGAAGGAUUAUGUUGGAAAUGCAUAUGUAUUUCAGAUCACUGUACUCAUGAGAUAAAUGUCAGAGCCGUUAAGUGCCCUUCAGGUAUGACAUGGUCACAAGUAUUUGCCUAAUUAAUUCUAGAAAGAGUUUUGUUACACUGUACAAGACCGUAGUACUUCAGAAACCUCUCCGCUCCCAGCUCCAUAAUGACAUUUCCCGUUGCUUUACAGACAAUCAGAACUGAGAGCCGAACAGUGCAAUCCCUGUGUGCCAGGAGCUCCCAUGGCUUCUUACACACGAGCUUUGGGGUGAAAUGCCACCAGAGGCUUGGUCUUGCAAAGACCAAUUUUCUUUGUAUUAUGUAGGAAUUAGAAGAGUGAAUUAUUCUGCUCUUCUUUCUGGUGCACUUGAAACCUUCUUGAUUUGGUUUUGUACCAAGAUCAGGACCCAGUGGUGUUUUGCAGAGACUAUCUUUGUGAACGUUUUACUAAAACCAGGGUACGAGGUGCUUGCUCUUCAUGACACUCAGCAAAGCUUUUGGUACAGCUGACAGUGUCUGAACUGAACCUGCCUUGGCAAAGGUCAGACUGUGAUUCCAAACAUGCCUGAUUUAACCUCACUUCCCAUAAAACAGGAAAUCCAUGUGAAUGCCCACGAAGGUGUCAGCCCCAAAGCCUGCUUGCAUUGGAUUCUGCCUGUAGGAAAAUGGACUUUAUCUUGUUCCCCACGAACCCAUUCCGAGUCCCCUGCCCUACCCCGUGGGAGUGGGAGAGUGUUACAUAGAACCCAGCUGGGAUGUGAGUGGGUUGGUGGAGGUUUGAAAUCCAUCCUCUUUUCUUCUUUACCCAUGUGGCAGGGGACUAGGGAGGCACAGCUGUAUUUAGAAAUAAGGAGAAAGGCCCAGCUAGAGGAGAAAGGUGCUUGUGGUGUCACAGGGCUC
This is a messenger RNA of Sturnus vulgaris (Common starling), 2020 nucleotides long. The record is from RefSeq and is a predicted model, not a curated record. Lineage: Eukaryota; Metazoa; Chordata; Aves; Passeriformes; Sturnidae.